AUGGCUUCCUCUUCGCGAGCUCUGGCGCUGAACAAGCUCGCGACCCGACAAUUCGGCGUCGCCCGCAUGCAGCAGCACGCUGUCGCAUCGCGCAUCCUCGCUUCCUCGGCUCGUUCCCUGGCCACCACACCCUCCAGCCGGCCUCUUGCUGCUGGCAGCAUACGGCCCAUCGCUCGUCAGUUCCAAAGGCAGUACUCUGAGUCGUCUGCUCCUCCGCCCAAGAAGCCUGGAAAGAUUAGGAGGACCUUCAAGUGGACAUGGCGCCUGUUCUACCUCUCCGUUCUCGGCACCCUGGCCUAUGUCAGCUACGAGGUCUGGGAUAUCAGGCACCCCGAGCCUCAGGUCACUCCUGACCCCUCCAAGAAGACGCUCGUGAUCCUGGGCACCGGCUGGGGAUCUGUUGCUCUCCUCAAGAAGCUCGACACCGAGAACUACAACGUCGUCGUCAUUUCACCCCGAAACUACUUCCUCUUCACACCGCUGCUCCCCUCAUGUACCACGGGUACUAUCGAGCACCGCUCCAUCAUGGAGCCGGUGCGCACGAUCCUCCAAUCCAAGAAGGCCAGUGUUAAAUACUACGAAGCCGAGGCCCACUCGAUCGACCCCGAGCGCAAGGUUGUCAAGAUCAAGGAUGAUUCUGAGGUCAAGGGCGCUGUCACCGAGACCGAGGUCCCCUACGACAUGCUGGUGGUUGGUGUCGGUGCUGAGAACGCCACCUUCGGAAUCCCCGGUGUUCGUGAGAACUCGUGCUUCCUCAAGGAGAUUGGGGACGCCCAACAGAUCCGCAAGAAGAUCAUGGACUGCGUCGAGACGGCUGCGUUCAAGGACCAGACCCCGGAGGAGAUCAACAGGCUCCUUCACAUGGUUGUUGUGGGCGGAGGUCCAACCGGUGUCGAGUUCGCUGGCGAGCUGCAGGACUUUUUCGAGGAGGACAUCAAGCGUCUCAUUCCGGACAUCAGCGACCGUUUCAAGGUGACCCUGAUCGAGGCCCUGCCCAACGUCCUGCCCUCGUUCUCCAAGCAGCUGAUCGAGUACACCGAGAGCACCUUCGCGGAGGAAAAGAUCGACAUCAGGACUAAGACCAUGGUCAAGAACGUCACCGACACGUACGUUGAGGCCGAGGCAGUGGGCCCUGAUGGCAAGAAGCAGCUCAUCCGGUUCCCCUACGGUCUACUGGUCUGGGCCACGGGCAACGCCGUCCGCCCCAUCGUCAAGAACCUGAUGACAAGCAUCACCGCUCAGAAGGAUUCCCGCCGUGGUCUUGCCGUCAACGAGUACCUCGUCGUUCAGGGAGCCCGUGACAUCUGGGCCGAGGGCGCCUUCCUGGCUAAGCUGUUUAACAACAUGGCUAGGACGGAGGAGCUGGAGAGCAACAUCCGCGAGCUCUCGUCGUCGCUGAACCUCAAGCCGGGCAACUCGGCCGACUCGUCGAAGCAGAUCGAGGAGUACGAGAGGCAGCUCCGCCGCAUCAAGGACAUCAAGCCCUUCCACUACUCACACCAGGGCAGCUUGGCCUACAUUGGCAGUGAGAAGGCGGUCGCGGAUGUUGCUUGGUUUAAUGGCAAUGUUGCCUCUGGUGGUACCUGGACGUACUUGUUCUGGAGGAGCGCGUAUCUCUCGAUGUGCUUCAGCACUCGAAACCGUCUCCUAGUCAUAAACGACUGGGCAAAGUCCAAGGUCUUUGGACGUGAUGUGUCCCGAGAGUAA
This is a messenger RNA of Diaporthe citri, 1707 nucleotides long. RefSeq lists its product as uncharacterized. Bases 1 to 1707 code for a protein of 568 amino acids. The record is from RefSeq and is a predicted model, not a curated record. Gene Ontology annotation, molecular function: NADH dehydrogenase activity. NCBI's taxonomy places the organism in Eukaryota, Fungi, Ascomycota, Sordariomycetes, Diaporthales, Diaporthaceae. The transcript is spliced from 4 exons.